AGAUUAGAACUCCGACGUGUGCCCUUACGUCUUCCUUGAACCUUCACGUGAGACUGUUGUCUUCUGCCUUUGCUUCUCCCCUCGUCUCGAACACCUGUUGUGCUUCCCCCGACGCCGCCGCCUCCUCCGCUUCAGAUCUCGCUAUGACUUUCUUUAGUCUUCUCGCCAUCCUCUCCCUUUCCCUCGUCGCCGCCGCCGCAGCGGAGCUCCGCCCCUCGCCGCUGCCUCCUCCUCCUCCCGGAGACGGGAGGAAAGCCCAACCGUGCUCGCCCUUAUCGUCGAUGCCGCACCACUUCCGUUACGAUUCCUCCCUCGGCUGCGGGAAUUCCUGCUUUCAAAUCAAGUGCUCCGGCAACAACUCCGCUCUCUCGAUCAACUCCGGCACCUUCCUCCUCCUCGGUCUCCACCGCAAUGCCUCCCUCCUUCUUUCUCUUCCUCUCCCGCCCUCCGACUCAUCCACUUGCCCCUCCCUCCCUAACACCUCCCUUGACUUCUCCGGAUCCCCCUUCCUCCCUUCACGGGACGUCUGCCGCCACCUCGCCGCUCUCGGCACUUGCGGUUCCGCACUCCCCUCCCAUUUCUCCUCUUCUCCCUGCCGCCGCUCCUCCUGGGAGACUCGACUCCUUUCGCACCCUGAACUCCUUUUUCGCGUCUGUCCCCGCGUGGCGCCUUCCAGAUCCCCCUCUCCUUCCGCUGCCAGAGCUAUCCACGCCGGCGAAGACGUCGCCUUUGCCAUCUCCGAAUUCCUUGCCCGAGGUUUCGUUGUCGAAUGGAACUCUUCCACUCACCCCCACCCUUAUUUGGCCAAAUGCUCCUCCUGCAACAGUUCGGCCACCGAAACCUGCGGUUUCAACGGCUCAGCUUCUGACAAGCCUUUCCUUUGUUUCCCCACCGCUGAAAAUCUCGGCCGCUCUGGCUCCCCCGCCUCCAGACGCUUGCUUCCGAUCACGGCUUUCCUCUUUUCCGUCGCGUGCGUCUUCCUACUCUUCAUUUCUUUAUGGGCAGCCACAGUCUCGUUCCGCCGCCGCUGUCGUUGGGGCGACCAUGGCUCCGAUCCCAUGACCGAUUUCCUACUGCGGCACCACAUCCAGCAGCCGAUCUACUCCUAUGAGCAGCUCCGUGCCUCCACCAACGGCUUCGACCCCCGCCGCAAGAUUGGCGACGGUGGGUUUGGAUCCGUUUACCUCGCCCACCUCAACGACGGCCGCGUCGCCGCCGUGAAGAGGCUUCACCGCCACCAUCCUCCCGCCGCGGCGACGAAGUCCUUCUGCAACGAAAUCCUCAUCCUCUCCUCUCUGCGCCACCCCAACCUCGUUCGCCUCCAUGGCUACUGCUGCGAUCCGCGCGGUCUUCUCCUGGUUUACGACUACGUUCCCAACGGGACCUUGGCCGACCACCUUCACUGCUCGCGCAGCCCCUACAGCAAGCCCCGCACACUCCCGUGGGCUGUCCGCCUCGACAUCGCCCUGCAGACUGCCGCCGCCAUCGAGUACCUCCACUUCUCUCUCAAGCCUCCCGUCGUCCACCGUGACAUCACCUCGACGAACAUCUUCGUGGAGAGGGACAUGAGGGUCAAAGUGGGGGACUUCGGCCUCUCCAGGCUUCUAACCCUUUCGGAACCCUCUUCGUCAUUGGGGCGACCCGCUGAGUACGUCUGCUGCACAGUGCCGCAGGGUACGCCGGGAUACCUCGACCCCGAGUAUCACCGGUCGUUUCGGCUCACUGAAAAGAGCGAUGUAUAUAGCUUCGGGGUGGUGCUACUGGAACUUGUAACAGGGUUGAAGGCAGUGGACGUGAGUCGGCACAGGAGCGAAAUGGCGCUGGUUGACAUGGUGGUGUCGAAGAUCCAUAUGGGGGCACUGCACCAAGUGGUGGAUCCGGUGCUGCUGGAGGAGGGGAAGGAGGUAAUGGCAAUGGCAGAGGCGGUAGUGGAGCUCGCAUUCAGGUGCGUUGCAGGUGACAAGGAUGACAGACCUGAUGCGAGGGAGUUGGUGGAGGAGCUCAAAAGAAUCCGCAGUAAGAUUGUUGAUCCUCCUAAAGCAACCUGAUCCUGAACAAUGUGACAAAUGUGUUGUCUUCUACACAUUUUCUCAUUGCAAUCUUAAACAAUAAACAUGCAGCAAAAUGGAGAUUGCUAUUAGGAGCUUGGAUUUAGCUGUUCUUUUCAUAGGAGCUUCAGCUUGCCCUUUGUUCCCUUACGAACAUAUGACUACUACUGAUCAGAUCUCAUAGUCAUGUUUUUGGAUGAUAAAGAAGAACAGUGCCUACUUAAUGUUGGAAUGGAGGUAGAUGCUGAUGACAAUUGGACAAUGACAAUGAGAUGCAAAUAGUGUGCUUUGCAAGAUAUGCACUGCAUUUCCAUCUGUUUACUGGCACACAACCGUAUUGACAUUACACAAUGUCUUGUCGACUCAUGGUUUAGCUGGUAUAAUUUUCUUGAGUCUAUCUUUAGUAUGAAAAUCUACACUAGACACUAGUACUGUAAGUUUGAAAGUUUCUUAUGAAAACAUAUUCUAGUCAACAUCUUCCGAUGAUAAUGGCUAAUUUAUGGGUUCCAAAGUAAACAAGGAACACUGUGUUCUUCAAAUAUAGCUACAAGGCCUAAACCCCAAACAGCAAAUUGGCAUAACUAAUGUUCAUGGCAUGGAGGUUAAUUUACAUCAUGAAAUGCAGUAAGUUUGAAAUGCAAAUCUGGUUUAGGUUUUCCUUUCUUAAUAUUCCAUUGCUCUUCUAAUGCUUAUCCAAUUCGACACUUCCAAUUUUGAACAUGGUUGAGAUAGAUCUUUGCCUUUGCUAUAUUUUGCAUAUGUAUGUGUUUUAAAGAAGCUACUGCUUGUCCAUGUAAUUGUUUACUUCUUUCUGUGUUUAGUUUGUAUGUCUUGCUUAUGUUUCUAUAUAUAUAAAGAAGGGCCACA
Messenger RNA from Zingiber officinale, 2915 nucleotides. Its product is annotated as LEAF RUST 10 DISEASE-RESISTANCE LOCUS RECEPTOR-LIKE PROTEIN KINASE-like 1.5. The transcript has a single exon. Gene Ontology annotation, molecular function: protein kinase activity; ATP binding. Gene Ontology annotation, biological process: protein phosphorylation. Bases 144 to 2048 code for a protein of 634 amino acids. NCBI's taxonomy places the organism in Eukaryota, Viridiplantae, Streptophyta, Magnoliopsida, Zingiberales, Zingiberaceae. The record is from RefSeq and is a predicted model, not a curated record.